Messenger RNA from Caenorhabditis remanei, 1350 nucleotides. RefSeq lists its product as uncharacterized. Gene Ontology annotation, molecular function: structural constituent of cytoskeleton; GTP binding; GTPase activity. The record is from RefSeq and is a predicted model, not a curated record. The coding region runs from base 1 to 1350 and encodes 449 amino acids. Lineage: Eukaryota; Metazoa; Nematoda; Chromadorea; Rhabditida; Rhabditidae. Gene Ontology annotation, cellular component: cytoplasm; microtubule. Gene Ontology annotation, biological process: mitotic cell cycle; microtubule cytoskeleton organization. The transcript has 3 exons.
AUGAGAGAAAUCGUCCACGUUCAAGCAGGACAGUGCGGAAACCAAAUCGGUUCCAAGUUCUGGGAAGUCAUAUCCGAUGAGCACGGAAUACAACCCGAUGGAACAUUCAAAGGAGAGAGUGAUUUGCAGCUCGAAAGAAUUGACGUUUAUUACAACGAGGCCAAUAAUGGAAAAUAUGUCCCUCGUGCUGUUCUUGUUGACCUCGAGCCGGGAACAAUGGACUCUGUCCGUGCUGGACCAUUCGGACAGCUUUUCCGCCCUGAUAACUUUGUUUUCGGACAAAGCGGGGCUGGAAACAACUGGGCUAAAGGACACUAUACAGAAGGAGCUGAACUUGUAGACAACGUUCUCGACGUGAUCCGCAAGGAAGCCGAAGGUUGCGACUGUCUUCAAGGUUUCCAACUCACCCACUCUCUUGGAGGAGGAACUGGAUCUGGAAUGGGAACUCUUCUCAUCUCAAAAAUUCGCGAGGAGUAUCCAGACAGAAUCAUGAGUUCAUUUUCUGUAGUACCAUCUCCAAAGGUUUCCGAUACUGUAGUUGAACCAUACAAUGCCACCCUCUCCGUCCAUCAGCUCGUAGAGAAUACUGACGAGACUUACUGUAUCGAUAACGAAGCCCUUUACGACAUCUGCUACAGAACUCUCAAACUCACAAACCCAACAUACGGAGACUUGAACCAUCUCGUCUCUCUCACAAUGUCUGGAGUUACAACCUGCCUCCGCUUCCCAGGACAGCUAAAUGCUGAUCUCCGCAAGUUGGCUGUCAAUAUGGUUCCAUUCCCACGUCUCCAUUUCUUCAUGCCAGGCUUUGCUCCAUUGUCCGCAAAGGGUACUCAAGCGUACCGUGCACUUACUGUCGCUGAGCUCACCCAACAAAUGUUCGAUGCCAAAAAUAUGAUGGCUGCUUGCGAUCCAAGACAUGGUAGAUACCUAACUGUUGCCGCAAUGUUCCGUGGACGCAUGUCUAUGAGAGAGGUCGAUGAACAGAUGCUCAACGUUCAAAAUAAGAACUCUUCAUACUUCGUUGAAUGGAUUCCAAACAAUGUGAAGACUGCCGUGUGCGACAUUCCACCUCGCGGACUGAAAAUGGCUGCCACGUUUGUUGGUAACUCGACAGCUAUUCAAGAGUUGUUCAAGCGCAUCUCGGAGCAGUUCACUGCUAUGUUCCGCCGAAAAGCCUUCCUUCAUUGGUACACCGGUGAGGGAAUGGACGAGAUGGAGUUCACUGAAGCUGAGAGUAAUAUGAAUGAUUUGAUCUCCGAGUAUCAACAGUACCAAGAGGCAACAGCCGAGGACGAGCCUCUCGACGAGUACGCCGGAGAAGGAGAGACGUACGAGUCUGAACAAUAA